Molecule: messenger RNA, 2256 nt
Organism: Plasmodium berghei ANKA
Lineage: Eukaryota; Apicomplexa; Aconoidasida; Haemosporida; Plasmodiidae
Product: phosphatidylcholine-sterol acyltransferase
Exons: 1
Coding region: 1-2256 (751 amino acids)
Biological process (GO): lipid metabolic process
Source: RefSeq, a predicted model, not a curated record
AUGCAAGCAUUUCUCUUUAUAAUCAUAUUAUAUAACUGCAUAUGUUUGGCGUUAAUAUAUUCGUUUAACCCAUCAAUUGGGAGCAUCAUCAAUGUGCUUAUAAAAACACCUUAUAAGUUAUCUUUUGGUGAAUCUGAUAAAAGUGCGGAAAUUGCGAAUUUGGAAGGAACGGGUAAUUUUUCGAAUGAAACAAGCACUAAAGAGACAGAACAAAUCGUCGAAUUCGAAAGUAAAGAGUCCAAAAAUGAUGACAAAUAUGUGUUGAAUAAUGAAUCAAAACCUGAGUCAGUGGUAGAUUAUGAAGUGGCAGCUACUAAAGAAGCUAUAGUAGAAGAAGCAUCAAUCGAUAAUGAAACCAUAAUAGAAGAGACAGUUAAUAAAGAUGAUCCUUCAGACGAAAUAAAAAGAAUUAAAGAAGUCACAGCCGAAGAAAUCGAAAAACUUAAAAAGAGUGCAGCAAAAGAAAUAAAAAAAAUUAAAAAAGCUGCUGCGGGAGAAGUAGAAAAGAUUAAAGAAACUGUAGCAGAAGAAAUCGAGAUUGCUAAAGAAAUAAUAGCAGGUUCUGUAUUAGAAAAAAAAGAAAAGGAAAAAGAAUACGUAUCAGAGCAUACAGAAGAAAAUAAAGAAAAGGGACCCAUAUCAGAACAUACAGAAGAAAAUAAAGAAAAAGAAUCCGUAUCAGAACAUACAGAAGAAAGUAAAGAAGAUACAUUGAAAGAAAUAGAAGUAUCAAAAAAUGUUAAUAUAGAAAAUGAAACUAUUGUGAAGGAAAUAGAUAAAUCAAAUGAUGAAAUGCUUAGUGAAACGGAGAAAGAAUAUAAUACAGAUGAGAUGAUUCAAGAAAAAUAUGGGGAAUUCAAAAUCGGUGAAAAUUCCUAUUAUUGGGAAAACGCAUAUAUCGAUGCAGAGGGUACUGUUGACGAUGGUAUGGAAAUUGUUGGAUCUUCAAAAAGAAGUAAUAGUGCUAUUAGUGAUAAGAAGAUUAAGAAUAGUGUCUAUUUAAUUCCAGGGUUGGGAGGAAGUACGUUAAUUGCGGAAUAUAAUGAUGCAGAUAUUGAAAGCUGUAGCUCAAAAUUAUUACACUCGAAACCUUAUAGAAUAUGGCUUAGUAUAAGCAGAUUAUUUUCAAUUAGAUCAAAUGUAUAUUGUUUAUUUGAUACAUUAAAAUUAGAUUAUGAUAGAGAGAAUAAAAUAUAUCGCAACAAACCAGGUGUAAUUAUAAAUGUUGAAAAUUAUGGAUAUAUAAAAGGUGUUGCAUUUUUAGAUUAUGUAAAAAAUAAGCCAUUGCGUUUAACAAGAUAUUAUGGUAUUCUUGCAGAUAAAUUUUUGGAAAAUGAAUAUAUUGAUGGAAAGGAUAUAUUAAGUGCCCCAUAUGAUUGGAGAUUUCCCCUUUCACAACAAAAAUAUAACGUUUUAAAGUCACACAUUGAACAUAUAUAUAAAAUAAAACAAGAAAUUAAAGUCAAUUUAAUAGGUCAUAGUUUAGGUGGCUUAUUUAUUAAUUAUUUUUUAUCACAAUUUGUAGAUGAGGAAUGGAAAAAAAAGCAUAUAAAUAUAGUAAUACAUAUUAAUGUACCAUUUGCUGGUUCGAUUAAAGCAAUUAGAGCACUACUUUAUAAUAAUAAAGAUUAUACGCUUUUUAAAUUAAAAAAUAUUCUUAAAGUAUCUAUAUCUGGAAGUUUGAUGAGAGCUAUUUCGCAUAAUAUGGGUUCUCCACUUGAUCUUUUACCUUAUAGAAAAUAUUAUGACAGAGAUCAAAUCGUUGUAAUAAUAAAUAUGGAUGAGUUUCCAAUUGAUGAGAAACUUGCUCAAAGCAUAGUAACUGAAUGUGGAAUAUAUAACGAAAGUUGUUACACUGAUAGAGAAGAUGUAAAUUUAAAGACAUAUACAUUAUCAAAUUGGUACGAAUUGUUAAGUAAUGACAUGAGGGAAAAAUAUGAAAAUUAUAUCCAAUACACCGAUAGAUUUUUUUCAGUAGAUCAUGGUAUUCCAACAUAUUGUUUGUAUAGUACCACUAAAAAAAAAAACACAGAAUAUAUGCUCUUCUACCAAGAUACGCACUUUAUUCAGGAUCCUAUAAUAUAUUAUGGUAUUGGCGAUGGAACUAUUCCAUUGGAAAGUUUAGAGGCUUGUAAAAAACUCCAGAAUGUGAAAGAAGCUAAACACUUUGAAUAUUAUAAGCAUAUUGGAAUUUUAAAAAACGAUAUAGUUAGUGAUUACAUAUACAAUAUCAUAGAUAAAAAUACAACUAAUUAA